UUAUGACGCGGUGCAUGCUGGGAGAAGACAAGCAUCCAAUAUGGCGACCUUCACAGGGCAGGAUGGAAAGGCUGUCGGUACCUCAGAUGUGGACCUCUUACUGCACCCCGAGCUGCUGUCUCAGGAUUUUAUGCAGCUCAUACUAACUGAGAAACAUGUCAGCACCAGAGGCUGUGAGAGUCGGGACCGGCUCACGGAGCUUUACCUCCGCCACGUCAUCCCGCUGCCGCAGAGGACUUUACCCAACAGCCGCUGGGGCAAGAGGAUGGAGAAGAGCCGGGGGAGGCAGACACCGGCCGGCCACCGGUCAGACAGUUCCAGUAAUGACCACAAUAGGAAAAGGCCUCUGAUUGUGUUUGACGGCACUUCCUCUCACCAUGGCCCACUUAAAGUAAAGAAACCAGAGGGAACCACCGCGUCAACAGGAAUCACUGACAGGUUAAAACCUCCUCCUGCUGCAAACCUGUCCAACCCAAUCCGCAAGCUGUCUGGAAACACAUCUUCCUCAUCCUCAUCCGUUCAUUGCAGCGCUGACGUGGCAAACCUCAAACGGGAAGCAAACAGCUCGGGUGCAGUGAAGUCUCCAGAGGUGAAGAAAAAGAUCCAGCAUGUGACAUGGCCCUGACCUCUGACCCUUCACACAGACCUGAUGGGAGCUCAGGCUCUGAAGGACAGACCACCUCCCUCCCACCACAUUUUUGUUGCCAAGUGUCAGUGCUCUCCCCAUCAUAUUUAUCUUACUAAUUACAUUAUAAAAGGGGUGAAAGCCCUUUUACCUGUGUGUCCAGGCCACCUCAAAGUUCAGUCUGGAGUGCUGACAGGAUGAGGAGGUGCUCCGCGGAUUGUCCUGCCGUUGAUGUCUCAAGCUUCCUUGUUGCUUUUCACAACCUCAAGUGCCCUUACCAUCAAUAAUCAGCAACUCUCCUCAAGUCCCGCACACGGAGGACAAAACAAGUAACACUGCUUUGUGUUCUGAAACGCCAUUUAUGGAAAUUAUGGUUGUUGAUAUUCUUUCUAUCUGUGCAUAAGAUGGUUUUGGUCAGAGGGACUCCAGUACUGGUUUGUGAAAGUGUGAGUUUUUCCUUCGGUUUUCCUUAAAAGUUUGUAUUGAAGUGCUGCAGGGAUGACAUUCAUUUGUAGACCAACUCGCAAGUUACCAUUGCUGUGGUUCCCUCAGUAAAAAGCCUGUGGGAUUUUUUUGAUUGGAUUUUGGAUUAUUGCAGAAAGUAAUCUCUGUGGUAAACAAAAGUUUAUGUUGUUCAUGAGUGAGGGUAGAAUGGAUCCUGAGAUGGAUCAGCGUUUUGGCGUGGUGUCUGCAGUGAUGCAGGCACUGUGCCGGAUUGUUGUGGCGAAGAGGGAGCUGAGCCAGAAGGCGAAGCUUUCGAUUUACUGGUCCAUCUAUGUCCCAGCCCUCACCUAUGGUCAUGAGCUCUGGAUAGUGACCAAAAGAAUGGGGUCGCAGAUACAAGCGGCUGAAAUUAGUUUCUUCCAUGGGGUGUAGGCCUGUCACGAUAUGCAAGAAGUUGGUUAAUUGCAUGGUAAAUUAAAAGGGAGACGGUAACUUUUCCGGCCGCGAUUAAUUGCCGUACUCAUGCAUGUUUGUUUUCCUCGUCUCUCUCCACCAAAGAGACUGGAUGACAAGAGCGUUCACUGCCGUGCAUCGUCUGGCAGCCAGGUGAGUUGGUUCAUUAGCGUAAUGAACGGAGGGAAAGCUCUUGUCAUCGAGUGUCUUUGUCUCUGUGGGGGAGGCGGGGCUGUGGGCCACACACACACACACACACACACACACACACACACACACACACACACACACACACACACACAGACACAGUGCAAUCUUCAUGAGGGGGAGACGAGGCGGAGAAGAAAACGGAGAGUUGAGCGUAAGAGAAAGACAUGAAACUUGUUUCUAAACCAAAUGCCACGGCCCCUGUGUGGGAGUGGUUUGGAUUUAAACCAAAUGACAGAGGGGAGCCCAGUAAUUUGGGCGAGCCGGUGUGCCGGGUUUGUUCUAAAACCAUCUCAACAAAAAGAGCGAAUAUGACCAACUUAACUGCACACCUGAGAGUGAGAGACUGACAGUCUAUUUUUUUGCAUUUAUUUCAAUAUUUUUACGUGUUAUUUCAGAUAUUUAAAUUUUAUUUUUUGCAUUCCUAAAUAUUCUUGUUAAAUAAAUGUUUGUUUCUCUUUAAAAGGGUGAACUUGCAUCUAUAUGCCUUUAUUAUCAUUAUAUAAGUUUAAAAAAUGGUCUAAAAACAGCAAAAUUACAACAAUAAUAAAAAUGGUCUUAAAAGCACAAUAUUACGCAAUAUUAUCGCUUAUCGCAAUAAUUUCUGACGCAAUUAAUCGCCCAGCAAAAUUUGUUAUCGUGACAGGCCUAGUGGGGUGGCUGGGCUCAGCCUUAGAGAUAGGGUAAGGAGCGCAGACAUCCAGAGGGAGCUCAGAGUAGAGUCGCUGCUCCUUCACAUCAAAAGAGGCCAGUUGAGGUGGUUCAGGCAUCUGAUCAGGAUCCUCCUGGGUGACUCCUGUUAGAGGUGUUCUGAGCACGUCCCACUGGUAGGAGGCCCCGGGGCAGACCCAGAACACGCUGGAGGGAUUACAUAUCUCAUCUGGCCUGGGAACAUCUUGGGGUCCCCCAGGUGGAGCUGGAAAGCAUUGCUGGGGAGAGGGUGCUUAACUUGGCCUGCUGCUCCCACGACCCAGCCCCAGAUAAGCGGAUGAAAAUGGAUGGAUGGAGUAUACCUUUAAUGACCCCUUCAACCUGGGGUAUUUACUUAAAAUAGAACAAAACAUUAAAAAAAUCUCUUACGCUCAUGUGAACCACAGACCUUAUUUCAGGCAUCCAACCAAAAAACUCUGAGACGAGGGAAACUGAGGUGCAAAAAAUGCUAACUGAUUUUCAGGUUUUAGGACUCAUCCCUGUAGCACUUUGUUGGUAGUACCAUGACUUGAAUGGACGGAUAGAAAUGUCCAUUAGUCACAGUCUCAACUAUGAGAAUCAAUAGCAUUUGUGUCAAAAUCAAAGAGGCAUUGUCAACAUGUUGUGGCAGUGCUAAAACAGAAAGAAGGUUUUUGGCCAUGAUCACACAGGGAGUAUUUUGCAGGUGGCAAAACGCAAGGCGCACCGCUUGCACUUUUUUAUUGUUGCCAGGGACUGUACCAACACGUCCUUACACUAACCUUCCAGUGUAACCAAUCUACUGUUUUCCCCCCACUAAUUAGUAUCUAGUUCCUAAAAUGUUGAGGCAGAGGGUGCUUGCUGUAGCUCUGGUUGAGGGUGAGAGGCUGUCAGCAAAAUUUGUUGGACACAGGGAAACAGAGAUCUGUGUGGGUACAUGGGACCCUAAAAAAGAGGGUGGGUCAUGGGGAGUACCACCAGUUGGUCCAGGAGCUUCACCUCCAUGAUGCCGUUUCCAAACAUAUUUUAGGAUGACUCUGGGCAGUUUGACAACCUGCUGUCUAUCGUUGGGCCGUAUAGCUCUGACCAGCAACCGCUACCACCAGUUUCUCCUCCAUUGUUUACCAACUGGAAACUUGUUUUCGUGACCAUGACGAAACCAGAUGAUGUGGGGUGUUUUUCCGCUCUGAGGUGUUUUUUCAACUUGAAGAGUUCAGAGUGCUCCGGCAAAAACACCAGGUGCCUAGAGCGCAGAUACGUGAGACGCAUUGCAACAUAAAAACUGCGAGCAAAAAGCUUCAUUCUCAUUAAAAACAAUUACAAAAAGGAGCCUCCAGCUGCUAAAACACUCUCUGUGUGAUCAGGGCCAAAUGGUGUACCUUUAAAAGGAAACAAACCACAGAUGAUGCUGAACAAAGCAUUUUAGAAGGUGUGUGUGUGUGUUUGAACUGGUGGUAGGUGUCAGUCUUGUCAUUAAUGAACUCCAUUCCACUGACGUUUGGCUUUAUUCAAACCUGAGUGCUGUUUCAUAAGUCCUUCAGGGUUUUUAAAUAAUAGUGUAGUAUUGUACAUAUGUUGCAUAUAACACGCAGACUAAGUGAUUUUCAUA
Messenger RNA from Epinephelus moara (kelp grouper), 4007 nucleotides. It is a transcript of the gene tslig2, whose product is annotated as chromosome 7 C2orf49 homolog. The transcript has 4 exons. Gene Ontology annotation, cellular component: tRNA-splicing ligase complex. The coding region runs from base 41 to 625 and encodes 194 amino acids. Lineage: Eukaryota; Metazoa; Chordata; Actinopteri; Perciformes; Serranidae. Gene Ontology annotation, biological process: embryonic morphogenesis. The record is from RefSeq and is a predicted model, not a curated record.